AUGAGAUUUCUUGUAUUCAUUACAAUUAUUACAUGGUUGAAAACUGUAUCAACUGCUCAUAUUCCUGCACCACUUGCUGAUCCAAGUAGAGAUGAGUUUUAUACUCCAUCUCCAGGUUUUGAAUACGCUACUCCAGGAACUAUUUUAAAAAUCCGUCCAACUCCUCGUGCUGUUCGUAAUUUAUUAUUCUUUCAUGUUCCUUUAAAAAACUCUUGGCAAUUGUUGGUUAGAUCUCAAGAUUCUUUUGGUGAACCUAAUGCUAUAGUUACUACAAUUCUUGAACCUAUGAAUUCAAAUCCUUCAAAAAUUUUAUCUUAUCAAACUUUUGAAGAUUCAACUUCAUUAAAAUGCGCUACCAGUUAUAAUUAUCAAGUUGGUAUUCCACCAUUUGGAAAUGUUGCUACCCAAUUUGAAAUGAAAUUUAUAAUUCCUGCUUUAAAUAAAGGAUAUUUUGUAAUUAGUCCUGAUUAUGAAGGACCAAGAGGUGCAUUUACUGUUGGUGCACAAGCAGCACAUGCAGUAUUGGAUUCUAUUCGUGCUGUAUUGAAUUCUGGGUCUAUAACUUCUAUUGAUCCAGAUGCUAAAGUUGCAAUGUGGGGUUAUUCUGGAGGAUCCUUAGCAUCAAGUUGGGCAGCUGUAAUGCAACCUGAAUAUGCACCUGAAUUAUCAAAUAAUUUAAUAGGUGCUGCCUUGGGAGGAUUUGUUACUAAUAUAACUGCUGUUGCUGAAUAUUCUGAUAGAACUCCACUUUCUGGUCUUGUUCCAGUAGCACUUAAUGGAUUAGCCAAUGAAUAUCCAUUGGUUAGACAAUUGCUUAAUCAAGAAAUAAGUCCUAAAAAAAAUGCAAGUUUUCAUCGUGGAGUUCAAAAAUGUUUUCUUCCUGCUAUAGCUUAUUUUAGAGGAAGAACUAUUCUUGGUAGAAAUAAUGAAAAGAAAGCAAUGUUUCCUAAUGGAUGGCAUUUACUUGAUAAUCCUGAUUUUUUUGAAAUUCUUGAUAAAAAUAAUUUGAUUUCUUAUAACGCAAUUCCAAAAAUUCCAAUAUUUGUAUAUCAUGGAACAAAAGAUGGAGUUGUUCCGAUUUCCUAUGCUCAUAAAAUUUUCGAUAAAUGGUGUGAUGAGGGAAUUGAAUCGUUUGAAUUUGCAGAAUCUUUAACUACUGGACAUAUAUUGGAAACUUUUACUGGUGCUGCAGCCGCUUGGACUUGGUUACAAAAACGAUUUGAUGAUGUACCUCCAUAUAAUGGUUGUUUCCAUACAAGAAGACUCACUAAUUUGAAGUACACGGGAGCAUCAAAGAGUAUAAUUGAUUAUUACGAUGGGUUGUUUAAAGAAAGCUUCACUGUGAAGAAUAGUACCUAUCUUGUCUAG
This is a messenger RNA of Candida tropicalis MYA-3404, 1368 nucleotides long. Its product is annotated as lipase 1 precursor. The record is from RefSeq and is a predicted model, not a curated record. Gene Ontology annotation, molecular function: triacylglycerol lipase activity. Gene Ontology annotation, biological process: lipid catabolic process. The transcript has a single exon. Lineage: Eukaryota; Fungi; Ascomycota; Pichiomycetes; Serinales; Debaryomycetaceae. The coding region runs from base 1 to 1368 and encodes 455 amino acids.